This is a messenger RNA of Vicia villosa (hairy vetch), 1758 nucleotides long. RefSeq lists its product as uncharacterized. The record is from RefSeq and is a predicted model, not a curated record. The transcript has 6 exons. Bases 150 to 926 code for a protein of 258 amino acids. NCBI's taxonomy places the organism in Eukaryota, Viridiplantae, Streptophyta, Magnoliopsida, Fabales, Fabaceae.
UUAUUUUUGUUCGAACGGAUGAAUUGCUAAGUAACUAUAUAACCAUAUUUCUGCAAACAAAAUCUUCGAACAAAUAUCACAUUUUCUUCUCCUUCAUUCUCCAAAUAGAAGAACCUUCUAAUCUGUGAUCACAAAUCAAUCAGAGAAGCAUGGAGUUGUGGAACAAAGCUCGAAGCUUUGCAGAAGAAGCAUCGAAACGAUCACAAGACCUUUCCUUGAAUGCUCACAAGUUCACCGAAAUCAUAGCAGAAACCACCAAGGGGAUCGCGGCACAAGCCCAAGCUUCCAUGCACUUGGCCGAAUCUUCAUUCAAUAAGGAUGUCGAUAUUGAUCUUAAUCUUGAGAGUUUCGGUAUCACCGAUGAAUUGAGGGAGUUCAUCAGAGGAAUCACCGUCACUACUUUCCGAGAUUUCCCUCUUCAAGAUGAUACAGAACUCUCUGAUGUUCCUGCAGUUUCAAAUAUUAGGCAGGAUCUAACCGAGUGGCAGGAAAAACAUGCCAAUCUUGUUCUUUCUACUGUCAAGGAGAUUUCGACAUUGAGGUAUGAGCUGUGUCCACGUGUUAUGAAAGAGAGAAAGUUUUGGAGAAUAUAUUUUAUACUUGUGAAUAAUCAUAUUGCACCCUAUGAGAAUCGGUAUAUGGAAGAUGCUAAACUAAAAUCAUCCGAGCGAGUUAAAGAUCAAAUAGAAAUGAAACCAUUAGAAGUUGAAUUAACCUCUAAUCAAGAAGUCAAGGAAAUAAAAAAAGAGACCAAAACAUCAAAUUCAUCACGCCAGCAAGACUUGGAUGCAUUUCUUCUAGGAGAUACAGAAGAUAGUGAUGAUGACCCAGAUUACGAUGAUGGUGGAUUUGAUGAUGACUUAGACAAACUGGAAGAAAGUUCGACUUGCUUGAAUAUACAGGAAGAUGAGAAAGAAAAGGCAUAGAUGUUUGGUUGAAAUUAUUGGGUCACAUUAUUGAAAGUGGUUGCAACAUGCCUCAGAAUAUUCAUGAUGAAACAAGCCUUCUUAAUUUCUUAUUGUGUUUGUGUCACACAAACGGUGCCUGACCUGUUCCAUGAUGAUGAUCACUUAAUUUAUUGUUUCAACUUUCAACCCUUCCUUGCCCCUUUAUUUCACAUGUUACUAGUUUCUCCAUGCUCAGAAAUCAAGAUUAAGUAGUGAAUAAUUUUGUUAUGCUCCAGAAUACAUUUUUCUUUUAUAUGUAUAUAAAAUAUAUAUAAAAUUUGUUUUAUUCUUUUGAACAAAAAAUGACUAUGCUAUGUGCAAAUUGCUAACUGCUACCUGGUCUUAGUGCGAUCCAACAUUCUCCACAUUCUGAUUAACCGUAAAGAUAAUAUUUUGAAUGAAAUUAAAAUGUCUCCCACUUUCUCCCAAUUACCAUACUAUAUCUUUAUUCAAUUCUUAAUCAUGUGUUUCAAGUUAUUAUAAUCAAAGUGUUGUUCGCUUCUAUUUGGCGCAUGAAACAUUCAUUAUAGCCUUUUCGUGUCACGUUUUCUGAUUGUUUACAUUUAUUAUCAUGUAUUUAUUUCAUCCAUAUGGCAUAUAGUUGGCCUUCAUGGAGGGUUUUUAAUUGGAAAGUUGAAAAUAUACCUGCACUUUUCCCCUCUCUUGGGUCCCACUUUAAUCAUUAGUGCUAAGAUUAUUAUUUAAUAUAAUAAAUAAGCCUUUUUGUUGACAUCAUUAUUAAUUAACAUAUGUGAGGCUUGGUUUGUUUAUUUUGGAGGCAUUAACUCUUAUAAUUAAUCUUUACUUUAUU